UUCUGUUUCUGUGGCGUGUUGUUAUCUUCUUCUCUGCAGUGUGUGAAGGUGUGAUGAACUUCACACACACCCCGCACGAGACACAAAUACUACGGACUUCGCUCUCAACUAUUUCUCUUCAUAAUUCGGCGCUAAUCAAUCUCAGUUUCUCUAUUUCAUGUAUUUCCCCAACUCUAAUUCAAGGGUUUUGAUCUCCUUACUUUUCCCCCUUCUUCUGUUUCGACUUUCUUCGGUAAAAAGCCAUUCCCUGUCGGUUUUCUCGCAUAAUUUAAGAUAGAUUCUCUUGUCGGAUUUGUUGCAGAGUAUCGGCAAUUAUCCGAUUUCUGUUGAAGUAAAGUCGGAGUUAUUGGUGAAACUUCACAAUGGCAGAUCUCAAGGAGAGGCUGCUACCACCAAAACCUGCUUCGGCUCUUAAUGUAAGAGAGGUUGCCAAUCGACCAUCUGCCUCUGGAAGGCAUGCUUUCCAAGGGGUGGAUGUUCUGGGGUUAAAGAAGCGAGGCCAAGGUCUCCGAUCAUGGAUUCGUGUUGACACAUCUGGAAACUCUCAAGCCAUUGAAGUAGACAAGUUUACCAUGAUGCGACGUUGUGAUCUACCUGCUCGUGAUCUUCGCCUACUUGAUCCCUUGUUUGUCUACCCAUCAACAAUCCUUGGCAGGGAAAAAGCUAUUGUUGUAAAUCUGGAGCAGAUACGGUGUAUCAUUACAGCAGAUGAAGUUCUUCUCUUGAAUUCCCUUGAUAGUUAUGUAUUGCACUAUGUAAUGGAGCUACAACGACGGUUGACAGCAACUGGGGUAGGGGAGGUUUGGCCAUCAGAGGGUUCUGACAUGAACCGAAGGAGGGGAAGUAGGAAUUUUGAUAAUGUAUUUAGCAACUCUUCCCCCGAUUAUUUACCUUUCGAGUUCAGGGCCCUUGAAGUAGCCCUGGAGGCGGCAUGCACAUUUCUUGAUUCUCAGGCAGCAGAGUUAGAAAUUGAAGCUUAUCCCUUGUUGGAUGAACUGACAUCAAAGAUCAGUACUUUAAAUUUGGAACGUGUUCGUCGAUUAAAAAGCAGACUUGUUGCGUUGACCAGGAGGGUUCAGAAGGUUAGAGAUGAAAUAGAGCAGCUUAUGGACGAUGAUGGUGACAUGGCUGAAAUGUAUCUUACUGAGAAGAAAAGACGAAUGGAGUUGUCAUUUUACGGAGAUCAGUCUAUGGUUGGAUAUAAAUCAGUUGAUGGUGCAUCCAUUUCUGCCCCGGUUUCUCCUGUGUCAUCACCUCCUGAUUCUCGAAAGCUAGAAAAGAGCUUCAGUAUUGCUAGAAGUCGACAUGAGAGCAUGCGAAGUUCUGAAAGUACUACGGAAAGUAUAGAGGAACUUGAGAUGUUGCUGGAAGCAUACUUUGUUGUCAUUGACAGCACUCUAAACAAGUUGACAUCGUUGAAAGAAUACAUUGAUGACACAGAAGAUUUCAUAAACAUCCAACUGGUUUGUUUUCUUUUCCCGGGGUUUAUGCCAAUUUUAUUUAUCCUAUUUUGGUAGUGUUUCUAUGUCUGAUCAUACAUGCAAGUGCAAAUUACGGAACAUGUUUACUAAAACAACUCACAAUGGGGAGAGGUCGGAGUAUUUUGAAUUUUGUUGCUCUAAGAUUGUAGGCGUAUGGGACAAUGGCUUCUUAUUGCCUCGGUGAAAGUUGUGUAUCUUACAUUUCAUGGGAAGAGAAAUUAGUUUCUUCAAUAACCACCAAUCCCCAUUUCAUUCUUUCACAUUUUUUCCAUUUUUAGUUUUUCACCUUUUAAGUUAAAUAAAUCUAUUCUAUUUUCUGAAAUUACAAAAUGCCAAUGAAACAUGUUCAUGGGAAUCAUGUUUUAGGCAUGAUAUUCUUGGGGAAUGUGAUUAUUCUGGGAAUAUAAAUAUGUAACUUGAAUCAAACUCUCCCUUAGUAUUUCUGAUUUUCAUGCUGUAGGGAUCUAGAAGAACAAAAACGAUUAGACACUUUGUUUUGAUGAAUUUCUCCAUAAACACUUACAGGAAAAGAAAAUAAAAAAGAAAAGUAAACUAAAUUUAUCCAUAAAUUAAAAUUA
Vigna umbellata (rice bean) is the source of this 2059-nucleotide messenger RNA. NCBI's taxonomy places the organism in Eukaryota, Viridiplantae, Streptophyta, Magnoliopsida, Fabales, Fabaceae. The record is from RefSeq and is a predicted model, not a curated record.